AUGACUUUGAUCAUCAACCCUGUGCUUAUCCGAGACAUUUGCCUUUUACUUCUCUAUACAUUCACCUCGUUCUUGGCAUUGAUCGGCAAUGGUGUUGUCUUUCGUAUAAGUUUUCUACGAAAACGAUCCAGUCAUCUACCAUCGAGUACAACCAGUAUACUUUUAUUAAAUCUCGCUUUUGCUGAUGGUUUAUCGGGAUUAGCAAUUCCACUACAGUUUAUCUUUUGUUCAACGCAUUUCCUUUACAAAGUUCCGUUCAGUUCUCAUCUAUGUGUUUUGAGUAAAUCUACACAAAUCUUGGCAUACAACGCUUCAACUCUAACCAUGUGCAUCAUUGCUUAUGAUCGCUAUCGUUUGAUACAAAAUCCGCUACGACAGUAUUCACGACGAAAUACGCGACAACCAAUUCUAUUCACUUGGUUCAUCUCCGCACUAUUUGCAUCCAGCUGUUUAAUAUCAAUGAAAGUUCAUACAUAUUUUCUUUCGAAACAAAAACUAAUCAGCUGUCAGAUAUUAUUUCCUGUUAAAAUUCAAGACAUUUCAAGUGGUUUAAUACGUAAAAUACGCGUCUUUUGUCUCGUUGUAUUAUUCUAUAUCAUUCCGCUUGUAACCAUAAGCAUCCUUUGUUGUUUAACCAUGCGUACGAUUGCCCGACGAACAGUCAUCGGUGUACAGCAAUUUCCUGCAUUCAAACAGACACGAACCCGUUCAAUACGUUUGUUAAUAAUCAUGGUUCUUGUCUUUGCAUUGUCUCAUCUACCUGUUCAUUUCUUACACAUUCGCGACUUUUUUGUGCCAUCGCUAUCAAAGUAUCAUACACAAAAAAAUCGCUGCAAUGCCUCAACAAUCUACUUGGUUUGCUAUUGGUUAGGUAUUAGUAGUUGUUGUCAUAAUCCAAUCAUCUACAGUUGGUUUAACAGAAGAUUUCGAACAGUUGCUUUGAACUGUUUUCGAUCGAUUGCGUUCUGUGGAAGGCAAUAA
This is a messenger RNA of Adineta ricciae, 981 nucleotides long. Lineage: Eukaryota; Metazoa; Rotifera; Eurotatoria; Adinetida; Adinetidae. The record is from the annotation of a GenBank genome assembly.